Penicillium verhagenii is the source of this 216-nucleotide messenger RNA. RefSeq lists its product as uncharacterized. The transcript has 2 exons. The record is from RefSeq and is a predicted model, not a curated record. Lineage: Eukaryota; Fungi; Ascomycota; Eurotiomycetes; Eurotiales; Aspergillaceae. Bases 1 to 216 code for a protein of 71 amino acids.
AUGGAUAUACGUAGAGCGGCACUACGACUGUCUAUGGUGGAAGAUAUGGCUAAUCUCUUACUCGCGACACGUGGAACGACCCCAACGAUUUGUGACUAUAGGAUCGAUUCGGACGAUAUAUAUAACUUUAAUGAGACGGGCUUUACGAUGGGCUUAACCGCGACCGCGGGAGUUAUUACGAGAGCGGAAUACUACGGUCGGCCCUCUGUUUUAUAG